Thlaspi arvense is the source of this 2580-nucleotide messenger RNA. Lineage: Eukaryota; Viridiplantae; Streptophyta; Magnoliopsida; Brassicales; Brassicaceae. The record is from the annotation of a GenBank genome assembly.
AUGGAAAGGUCGAAUCUCGUGAGAGCAAUUCCUCUAGACUUUGUGAGAAGAUUCUCCGACAGUGAGCUCCUUGGCAAGAUGAAGAUAACUGCAAAGUGGGGAGCCACUUGGGAAGUAGAAAUCUGCAAAAACCCAGGAUUCUUCUACAUGGAGAAGGCUGGAUGGAACCGGUUUCUGAGGGACAACUCUUUGGGAGACGGUGAUUUACUGACAUUCACUCACAAAGGAGCCAUGUGUUUCACUGUGAAGAUCUUCAAGGAGAUACUCCAACCUCCUCAACCCACAGCCUUGUUUGCUUCUUUUACUAAGAGUCGUAACAGGACAGAAGAACAAAGGGAGGGUGUCUCCAAAGAUGUAAACAAAGAAGCUGAGGAAGAAAGAACAAGAGGAAGCUCGAGAAUGCUGUGGUCAGUGUCCCGAGAGAUUCUGGAGUCCCCUCUUCGUCUACUGGCGAUCAAGAAAGCUUUUGCAAAGGAUCAUAUGCCGGCGACGAAUGCAACGUUCACGAUACAUCAUCCGGAUGAGAAGAAGUCGUGGAGUGUGGGUUACUUGCCGAGGAUCGAUCCAAAUGGAAGGAUCGCCGUUAGAUUCCCGACGGAGGAGAAUCAUCCGAUGUUGAGAUCACGGCGUUCUCGUUCCCGUCACGGCGCACAGGCUUGCGCCGUUAUGUCUGCCGUCCUCCUUCUCGCUUCCGUCUCUCUUCUCUACACGCGUCUCUCACUCUUCUCCUCUCACUCGCCGAACCACCUCCGCUCCGGUCCAGGCGAGGACGCAGUUUUGUUCCCGGAUUCCCUACUCGUCUCAGAUUCUGACGUCGUGGAAACCGGAGGAGGAAGAGGAUCCAGUACCUCAAGCGAGGAUAGAAUCGACGAGCACGACGAUGCGAUCGAGGACGACAGAAACGACGGCGUAUCGAACGAGGAAGAUGAGAAUCAGGACGCGGAGCAAGAAGUGGAUCUCAAUCGGAAUAAAGCUUCCUGUACUGGGUUUUACUUCGAUCACGUUACCGGAGUCAUCAGAAGAGCUUUCAAUAAACGAUCGAUCGACGAGUGGGAUUACGACUACGCAGGUUUCAGUAUCGGAUCAGGAGCCGCUUCUGAUGAUUCGAGCUCGGUGGAGAAGAGUAGAGCUGCGUUUGGAUCUGACGAUGUUCCUCUGGACGAAUCGAUUCGGAGGAAGAUCGUGGAGGUUUCGAGCGUGGAAGACGCGUUGCUACUGAAAUCGAGCAAGAGGGUGUCGCCAUUGAGAGAAGGCUGGGGAGAUUGGUUUGAUAAGAAAGGAGAUUUCUUGAGGAGAGACAGGAUGUUUAAGUCGAACAUUGAGACGUUGAAUCCAUUGAACAAUCCGAUGUUGCAGGAUCCUGAUGGGGUUGGGAUCACUACAUUGACGAGAGGGGAUAAGGUUGUGCUGAACUGGAGGUUGAGUGAGAUCAAGAGAAACCCUUUCAUGGCGAAGAAGCCAUUGAGUGUUGCAGAGAAGAAAGAGACAAAUGAGCUUAGAGAGAGUAGAAAAGGGAUUAGGUUGCAGAAUAGUGUUGAUGAUAGGAAGAGUGAGAUCAAGAGUGGUGAACGUAAGACAUUAGAUGAUGAUAAGAAAAUCGAGACAAAGGAAGUGGAGAAUGUGGUGCAUGAUGAUGAGUUCAGAGAUCAUAUGUAUGCAGAUGGAACGAGAUGGGGGUAUUACCCUGGAGUGGAACCGAGCUUGUCUUUUUCGGACUUCAUGGAUUCGUUUUUCAGAAACGAGAAAUGUUCUGUGAGAGUGUUUAUGGUGUGGAACUCACCUGGUUGGAUGUUUAGUGUUAGGCACCAAAGAGGGCUUGAGAGCUUACUUUCUCAGCAUCGAGAUGCUUGUGUUGUGGUUUUCUCGGAGACAGUCGAGCUCGAUUUCUUCCGAAACAGCUUUGUGAAAGACGGUUAUAAGGUUGCAGUCGCAAUGCCCAAUCUCGAUGAGUUGCUGCGGGACACUCCUACUCACGUAUUUGCUUCUGUAUGGUUCGAUUGGAGAAAGACAAAGUUUUAUCCUACUCACUACAGUGAGCUUGUUCGGCUUGCUGCCCUUUAUAAAUAUGGCGGGAUUUAUCUGGAUUCUGAUGUGAUAGUUUUGGGUCCUUUGUCCUCACUGAAAAACACUCUCGGUGUGGAGGAUCAAGCAGCUGGUGAAUCCCUGAACGGUGCUGUUAUGUCCUUCGAAAAGAAAAGCUCAUUCUUGCUUGAAUGUUUGAAUGAAUACUACUUGACAUACGAUGACAAGUGUGUGCGAUGCAACGGAGCUGAUCUCUUGACUCGGGUGGCUAAACGGUUUCUGAACGGGAAGAAUCGGCGUAUGACUCAACAAGAGCUGAACAUUCGACCGUUCUCUGUUUUCUUCCCAAUCAGCUCACAGCAGAUAACGAGCUAUUUUGCAUAUCCUGCAACAGAGGAUGAGAAAUCGCAGCAAGAGGGAUUGUUCAAGAAGAUCAUCAAUGAGUCCUUAACGUUCCAUUUCUGGAACAGCGUGACUUCAUCUCUGAUCCCUGAACCUGAGAGCCUCGUGGCUAGAGUUCUUGAUCAUAGUUGUAUACGAUGCUCCGAUGUAUUAUAA